AUGGUGGUAUUCAACGCAACUGCCAUAAACGUGAGCGACUCAAUUGAUACAGUGAUUAAUGAGGGAUUUGUCCCCGAUGCCGUCAUUUACGCGAUGUACGGUAUCUGCAUCUUUUUAAUUGUCUUCGGCAACUUACUGGUUAUCGUCGCUGUCAUUCUUGAACCAAAGCUGCGGGUGUCGUCGACUAAUAUACUAAUCGUGUCGCUAGCAUUCUCGGAUCUUCUUGUUGGCUCCUACUACAUCCCGUCAUUAAUCAUGUGGUCGGAAGCGUUGUACUUGAUGGUAAACCCAGUCAUAUGCAACAUAGAUGGAUUGAUUCAACUCACCAGUACGGGAUCUAGCGUUUUCACUUUGAUAGCUAUCGCGGCCGAUCGCUUCAGAGCGAUCGUCACGCCUUUGAAGCCGAAAAUCACACGGACACAGGCUGUUAUAAUGGUAGCUGUAGCGUGGACUUGCGCGAUUACGUACGCGUUGUAUAUACCAAUUACUUGGGAGUAUCAAAUUUACGUAUACCACGUUGGGAACGUAACACACGAGAUUCCGUUCUGUUUUUUCCUCAAAAAAUACGAACCACUGUUUAAACCGCUCCGUUUAUGCGAUUUCGUAGUUUUGUUCCUGAUUCCUCUGUGUAUUCUUAUUUGUCUAUAUGUACCUAUGAUCUACAAACUAUGGUUCGAUAAACAACCCACCAGUACAACCGGUGGUAGAAAAAAACGAGCCAUAAAGAUGCUUUCGAUAGUUGUUAUCGUGUUCUUUUUAUUGUGGUUACCAUUCUAUAGUCUGUACUUUUAUUCUUUCUAUGGGAACUUGGACCACCCAACGAUCAACAUUCGUGCGUUCGGACUGGCCGCUAUAUGUCUGAAUUUCUCAAACAGCUGGGUCAACCCUAUAAUAUACGGAUGUUUCAAUGAGAAUUUCCGAAACGCCUACAAGAAUACGGUUCUGUGUCGAAUAUGGAGCAUUUCAAGGAGGAUUCAUCCAAGCAUGGCGGACAAUACUGAUCGAAGUUCAGACUCCCGAUCACGCGGUCACGUGCCUAUAGCGACACGAAACACGUUACUAACUGUUGGCAAACAGACGACAUCGGCCAAUAGUUCCAUGGCACCGGCAGCUUCGCAGGUACCCUGCAGUUUUGUCAUGCACGCUGGAUCGACAAAUGCGUAG
Messenger RNA from Saccoglossus kowalevskii, 1164 nucleotides. RefSeq names its product neuropeptide FF receptor 2-like. The record is from RefSeq and is a predicted model, not a curated record. Gene Ontology annotation, biological process: G protein-coupled receptor signaling pathway. Gene Ontology annotation, molecular function: G protein-coupled receptor activity. Gene Ontology annotation, cellular component: plasma membrane. NCBI's taxonomy places the organism in Eukaryota, Metazoa, Hemichordata, Enteropneusta, Harrimaniidae.